Molecule: messenger RNA, 2931 nt
Organism: Abrus precatorius (Indian licorice)
Lineage: Eukaryota; Viridiplantae; Streptophyta; Magnoliopsida; Fabales; Fabaceae
Product: FT-interacting protein 1
Exons: 1
Coding region: 360-2744 (794 amino acids)
Source: RefSeq, a predicted model, not a curated record
AUGCACUGGUAAAUGAGAUCCUCUUUCAUGUAAGUGCCAUAAAGGUUACAUAACUUAAGUCUCACAUCUCUAUUUUAAUUCUAGAAAUCCAAUUCAAUUCUCUCUCUCUCCCUCUCCCUCUCCCUCUCCCUCCCUCUCUCUCUCUCUAUAAUUUUCAUGUGCAGCUAUUCCAGUUACUUGAGCAACAACAAUUGCCAACACACAUUUCUGCUAUUUCUCAGAUUCACUAGCAAUUUAGAGGAAGAUAUCGUAAAAGUUACACCCUGAAAUAUCACUUCAUUUCACCACUAGACACAUGAACAUAGAGAUUCUGAACCAAGAAGAAGCUUGAAAGCUGAACCUCCAAAACCAUAGGCACCAUGAGUUCUCAAGCAGCACCAAAGCCAAACCAAGAUGACUACAAGUUGAAAGACACAAAACCAGCGCUUGGAGAACGUUGGCCACAUGGAGGACAACGUGGAGGCACUGGUUGGAUCUACACUGAAAGAGCCACAAGCACUUAUGACCUUGUGGAACAAAUGUUCUACCUCUAUGUUCGUGUUGUGAAGGCCAAAGACCUUCCACCAAACCCUGUAACGGGAAACGUUGACCCUUAUGUUGAAGUCAAAGUUGGGAACUACAAGGGUAAAACAAGGCACUUUGAGAAGAAGAUCAACCCUGAAUGGAAGCAGGUUUUUGCAUUCUCAAAGGAGAAGAUUCAGUCUUCAGUUGUUGAAGUGUUUGUGAGAGACAAAGAAAUGGUAGCCAGAGAUGAUUACAUUGGGAAAGUUGAGUUUGACAUGCAUGAAGUGCCGACAAGGGUGCCCCCAGAUAGUCCUUUGGCUCCUCAGUGGUAUAGGCUUGAGAAUCUGCGAGGGGAAACAAGGAGUAGAGGUGAAAUCAUGCUAGCUGUUUGGAUGGGAACACAAGCUGAUGAAGCAUUUCCUGAGGCUUGGCAUUCAGAUUCUGCAUCAGUUAAGGGAGAUGGAGUUUAUAAUAUCAGGUCAAAGGUUUAUGUUAAUCCAAAACUUUGGUAUCUUAGAGUUAAUGUCAUUGAAGCCCAAGAUGUUGAGCCAUUGGACAAAAGCCAGCCACCUCAAGUUUUUGUGAAGGGUCAAGUUGGUCAACAAGUGCUCAAGACUAAGCUGUGUCCAACAAAAACACCAAAUCCUAUGUGGAAUGAGGAUUUGGUGUUUGUGGCAGCAGAACCCUUUGAGGAGCAGCUUGUGCUCACUGUGGAAAACAAGGCUUCCCCUGGUAAGGAUGAAGUUGUGUCCAAGAUAAGCUUGCCACUGAACAAAUUUGAAAUUCGUUUGGAUCACAGGACAGUACACUCACGUUGGUACAAUCUUGAAAAGUUUGGAUUUGGUGUGUUGGAGGGUGACAAGAGAAAUGAAAACAAGUUCUCAAGUAGGAUUCACCUAAGAGUGUGUCUUGAGGGUGCUUAUCAUGUGCUAGAUGAAUCAACAAUGUAUAUUAGUGAUACAAGGCCAACUGCUAGGCAGCUUUGGAAGCAGCCAAUUGGAAUACUUGAAGUGGGAAUUUUGAGUGCUCAAGGGCUCCAACCUAUGAAGACAAACAAUGGUAAAGGGUCAACAGAUGCUUAUUGUGUGGCCAAGUAUGGACAGAAAUGGGUCAGAACUAGAACAAUCACUGAGAGCUUCAAUCCAAAAUGGAAUGAGCAGUACACGUGGGAAGUUUAUGACCCUUGCACUGUCAUAACUUUUGGAGUCUUUGACAACUGCCAUUUGGGUCAGCAAGCUCCUGGAAGUGGAGCCAAAAAUGACUCAAGAAUUGGGAAGGUGAGAAUCCGUUUGUCAACCUUGGAAAUGGAUAGGAUUUACACUAACUCCUACCCUCUACUUGUUCUGCGCUCCUCGGGGUUGAAGAAAAUGGGGGAACUACAGUUGGCUAUUCGCUUUACAUGUCUCUCCAUGGCUCACAUAAUUUACCUUUAUGGACACCCUUUGUUGCCAAAAAUGCAUUACUUGCAUCCAUUCACUGUGAACCAAUUGGACAACUUGAGGUACCAAGCUAUGAACAUUGUGGGAGUAAGGCUUGGGAGGGCAGAACCACCCUUGAGGAAAGAGGUUGUGGAGUACAUGCUAGAUGUGGACUCGCAUAUAUGGAGCAUGAGAAAAAGCAAAGCCAAUUUCUUCCGAAUUGUGUCACUGUUUUCAGGGGUAAUAUCUAUGAGUAGGUGGCUUGGUGAGGUGCAACAGUGGAAGAACCCAGUGACCACAAUUCUAGUUCAUGUCCUAUUUUUCAUCUUGAUAUGCUAUCCUGAACUGAUCCUCCCUACUAUGUUCCUCUACAUGUUUCUCAUUGGAAUAUGGAACUUACGGUUCAGGCCAAGGCACCCCCCACACAUGGACACCAAACUUUCAUGGGCAGAAGCAGCACACCCAGAUGAACUUGAUGAAGAGUUUGACACUUUUCCUACUUCAAAGGAUCAAGAUGUGACCAAAAUGAGGUAUGAUAGGCUUAGGAGUGUGGCAGGGAGAAUACAAACUGUGGUUGGAGAUAUUGCAACACAAGGUGAGAGAUUUCAUUCAUUGCUCAGUUGGAGAGACCCAAGAGCAACAAGCCUCUAUGUGAUUUUCUGCCUCAUUGCAGCAGUGGCACUAUAUGUGACCCCUUUCAAGAUAAUAGCUUCAGUUGCUGGCAUUUUCUGGCUCAGGCACCCCAGAUUCAGAAGCAAGCUACCCUCAGUGCCUAGCAACUUCUUCAAGAGGUUGCCAUCUCGUGCUGAUAGCAUGCUUUGAGGCUCCAAAUUAGGCGAAAAGCAACAUUAUUAAGAUCUUCUGUGUUAUUGCAUUAUUCAUUUUUUUUCUUUUACUUUUUGGUUAGUACACAAUUAGCAUGAUUUUUCUUCCUGUCAUCAAAUUUUUAAUUCUUGCGUUAUUUGGAAGUGUCAACAACAAUAAAACUAAGUAUCAAUCCACAACAUUU